This is a messenger RNA of Pelobates cultripes (western spadefoot toad), 12391 nucleotides long. The record is from the annotation of a GenBank genome assembly. NCBI's taxonomy places the organism in Eukaryota, Metazoa, Chordata, Amphibia, Anura, Pelobatidae.
UGAUGACGCCAGGCUCAGACAGUGUGCAUUUCCCGCCAGACGAGCUGGGCGCCUUGUUGUGUGAGUCCUGGUCAUGGCCGAGCUGUACGAAAGCCCGCGGGUCCGUAUUAAUAGCAGCAUGCUGGCUCAGCACAUAGGAAAGCCCGUGUGCUUUGUGGGCCGGGUGGAGAAGGUGAAUACAUUACACUGUCAUCAAAUCACUAAGGGCUUCUACAGCUCUACAUAUAUUAUGGAGAUAUCCUCUCCCCAAAAAUCUCCCCAAGGAAUACUAUAAAAAAAUGUGUGUGUGUGUAUAUAUAUAUUUGUGUAUGUAUUUGUGUGUAUGUGUGUGUGUAUAUAUAUAUUUGUGUAUGUAUUUGUGUGUAUGUGUGUGUGUAUAUAUAUAUUUGUGUAUGUAUUUGUGUGUGUGUAUCUAUAUAUAUUUGUGUGUGUGUGUAUAUAUAUAUUUGUGUGUGUGUGUAUAUAUAUAUUUGUGUGUGUGUAUAUUACACACACACACACAUCUCUUAAAAUUCCAAGUGCUAUGGCUUUAAGAGUUACUUGUCACUACAAGUCUGGAGCGGUCCAUGUCUUACCAGCCAGGGCUCAAUUUUCACUUGCUAUUUUUGAGUGGAAAUUUCUAGACGUGUAAAUAUAUAAAAUAAAUGUGUAUUUUGCAUUUAUUUAUGAAGUUACUGUGUAUGGACAUAGCAUGGUAGAUUGUGCUGGUAUUUAUUUAAAUUAUCUACCCACAGCAGUUCUAAACAAAUAUAAAGAAAGCCUUAAAGUGACCAGAUAAACACCCUAAGAAACCAUGCUCCUGGAGGCAGGUGCUUAAUCUGCUUACUGGAAAAUCCAUCAGUGGGUACAGCCCCUAAUCUUGUUACAGUAUUGUGCCUCACUAUUUACAAUCUCAGAAUGUUACUACAUUUUGUGUGCACACCACUUAUUUAUAAAUAUACACAUUUUGUACAGCAUCAUCCCUUAAUGACUGCAUGACAGUCUUUGCCAGGGUAGACAACCUUCAGCACUACAUUUCUCAUGAUGCUCUACCAGCCAUAAUGCUGGCAAACGCCUGUCUAUGCCAUCAUGCAGUGUAGGGCAAAGGUGAAUUUAACUUGCCUGAACAUGUCCUCUCCUGUGGACCCACCGCUAUCUUCCAGCAAGUCGUCUUCUGCUCAUGACACAUGAGCACCAGAAGCUGAUGUCACAGUGUUUCAUUAAAUAGCUAGUGGGAUGUACACUUUCUAGAAAUAUAUAUAUAUAUAUAUAUAUAUAUAUAUAUAUAUAUAUUUUUUUUUUUUUUUGUGGAGCAUGUUUGUGACUGCUAUUAAUGUUAUAUCAGCAUGCCAAAUUUUGCAAAUGUUUAUCUUUAAAACCAAUUAAAUUCCUUGCAAUAUUUGUUUUAUAAGUGAAAUAAAUUUAAAUUCUGGACAUAUUGGGCAUUUUGGCAUCUAUUUUGAGUAUUUUCUUUUCUUGAGUAGCACUUGUGUGGAAAUUCUUAAAUGCUUAAAACGUAGAAUGUUUGGGAUUUUUGUUUUCAUUGUAUUUUUUAAUGUUAUUGAUAUUUAAUGUUUAUAUAUAUCUCUCUAUCAUAAUCUCAUUUGGAAAUGAAAUAUGUAUGGGUGAAAUUGUGGUAAAAUUAAAGCAUGGCAAAAGUGCCAAAAAAGACAUUGGUUACAAAUUUGCCCCAUAAGGACCAAGGAGGCAAAGUACCAGUGCUCUUCAAACGCAUCUAUACAAAGUAAGUCGGAAACUGCACAGAUUGUUUAUAUACUGAUAAGUAAAAAAUAUUGUUACAUUACACACCGAGUUGGGUUAACUGCUAUCAUUAAGUUAAUUGAAUGGUAUAUGUCUUAGUCUAACAUGCUCUUUUCCCAGAGACUGAUAAAUCAAUUUAUUCCCCCCCCCAAAAAUUUUUUAAAUACCCUUUGAGGUUAUAGCUCAGGAGACAUGUUACUUAAAACUUGUAAUGCUACACUGGCAGUCAUGAUUUCCAUGUUUAUUAUAGUUUAUCAACACAGGUGUUGUAUCACUGAUUCAUUUGCGUUUUACUGUAGGUUCAUCCUUCUGGAACAUCACUUGUACUAUCAGAUGGAGCUGGCAAAAAUGCAACUGUUGAACUUUCUGAACCAGUAUGUAUAACGGUUUGCUCUUUGGCACCCCUUUUUAAUUUUAUUUUAAUAUGUAGCUGCAUGGAAGGCUUAGUCCACAGCAGAUUGGGUGUUAUUGGUUCUUCAUUUGUAGUAAACAUCCGGUUAAGGAAUUUGCUCCACAUUGUGGAAUGUAUUGGUUCCGCCGAUUAAUAGCAUCAACAUUUGGCGUAUUUCUGAUCAACGGUAUCUGUCUUGUAAUUUACUGCCAUUACUGAACUUACAUUUCCCAGUCACAGCAAGCCAUCUUCCACAUCUGGAAACACCAGCUGUUCAGCUCAAGGUAGGGAGGUGAGACAGUAUUGGGCUGGCUGACUAAAAGUGAUAGGAAUGCAAUUGCACUUCUAUCAGUAACCGCACUGUACAUGCUAUGAACUCUGUGAUCCCAGUUUGUACUAGCUGCCUGAGAGUGGUAGGAGUGCGAUUGCUGUCAUCAUUUUCAGUACAUGCCAAAUUUGUGUAGAAAUUUUUUGCUUUUUCAAAACAUUAAAUGUACAGAAUCAGUAAUCUGCUUGAGACUUGACUAUUUGUCUGUAUUGGCAUGGGCUCUGGAAAAAUAUUGGUUGACAGUUGUGAUGUAUGUCAGUACUGCAGUGAUUCUCAAGCCACUUUUAACCCCUUCAUGCUGGCAAUUGUGUGUACACGAUUGCCAAGGUAUGCAUCCAUACCUGCAAUUCUGUGUCCACGAUUUGCGUAACUGGAAAUUAAAUUUAAUGCAGACAAAUUUUGUGUGCAUAUUAUUCCUUUAACUAGUUCAGAAACUCAUCGUACUUCAGAACUUUGGAGGGAAUAUAUGGAAGUGCAUAUGCUUCUACUGUGGUUUUUGUGUAGAUUCCAGACUUUAUUAAACAUCUGGAGCAUAAUAAACAAUGAAUAGUUUGCAUUUGGAAAUGCUGCAGAGAUAAAUGUCUUACAUUAAAAAAUGCUUUGGUUUUGUUUAUUCCUUUGAAGAACUGCCACUUUGUAAAUACAUUUUUACUAUAAAUCUGUUACUGUGAUAUGUUUUAGCUACAAAUGUUUGUGUGUCUGUGUGUAUUUAUACUACUGGUGCUUAUUUAUUUUUUGCAUUAAUUUAGUUAGAUGAAGAACUUUCUGGCAUUGUGGAAGUUGUCGGAAAAGUAACUCCAAAAGCGACCAUAAUGGGUAUAUCAUAUGUCAUAUUUAGAGAAGAUGGAAACACAUUUGGUGAGUAAAUAAUUUUAAAAAAUCCUGCUAAAUUCACUAGCACUCAUAUCCUGGGUACUUUCACAUAGUGUAUAUAUUCCAGAGGAUACAAACUAAAUUAUUUUUGGCACCUGGAGUUAGGACAAGUGGAUGUGUUUGAUCGUAAAGCAAGGUGGUAAUAAUGCAUGAUAAAGAUCAGGGAAUGCAUAGAUGCUGUACUAUCUUUAAAUGUGAUUUUCAAUGUUAAAGCACAGUGAUGAAAUGCAGGAGUCUCUCUUGCUUCUGUUUUUCAAUCUAGUUUAAAUUUCUGUGACCCGCACUUUCAUAUUAAACUGCUCGAAAAACAAAACACACGCACAUGUAAUAUGUGUGCAUGUGCUGAUUUUAUUAAUGGGCACAUGAUUUUUUUCCCCCUGGCUGUCACUCAGCAGGAGGUUUUUGUUCCCCUUCCUUUAGCAUCACAGUUCUUGCCCAGUACAUCUGCUUUUUCCCCUUCUCAAAAAGCUGUAUUACAGUUCUUUGGGAGGCAUUGAAAAGCUGCGCAUGCUCACGGUUCCAUCACUGGUCAUUUCCCUGGCCUGGAGGGUUUUGCAAAGGCUUCAGACAGGAUAUCACCAGCUAUCACAUAUGUAUUUUUAUUUAUUUGAAGGUGGCAUAAUAGUGUUUUCUUUUGGGGUAUUUCGAUUAAACAAACUUUUUCCACACAGACAGUGGCAGUACUACAGCAUGGGAUUUUUGCUUGCAUAAACCAUCCUGGACAGGCAACAUAAGUCUAAACCGUUUUAAUAAAUAUGUUUUAGUAGCAUCCUAAACUCCCCCCCCUUAUGGGUAUAGAACCCAAAUUGUCUGCCUGUCCUUCCAGGGAACAGGUUUUAGGUUGCAUUUGUCCCUUUGUUGUUUUUCUUAAAUGUAGUAGGAUAAUCUGCGGGUGCAGACAGGUAAGAUUCUGGCUGGGGAGCCUGCAUGAUCUUUGAGGCCCUCUGAUCAAGCAGACUCUGUGGUUGUGGCACUUUAGAUGCUGCAGAACAUUUGCGUUUCACCGUCGAUACGCUUGCAUGCAUACGCAAACGGAUCAGGGAGUGUUCCUGGUGGCAAAAUCUGACAUUUCACAAAGUGCACUGGAGAGGUAUUUUUAAGCUAAGAAAUAUUGGUGAAAAGUCCAUUUUGAGACACUAUAGACAAGAAGUCAAACUUAUUUGAGAAGAUUUUUGAAGGUUGUAAAAAAUUUGGAAAAAGCAUUUGAUAAGAACUCGGAUGAAGAUCCUUUUGAUUCAAUUACAAAACAUACACGUGGCUUCUGAGUUUCUCUGUGAUGUAAUGUUGAAGUUCAGCUGAGCUGUACAGUGAGUACAGGAGUGAGAAGCAGCUGCCUCCCCCAACUCCGGUGCUGGUAGGCCGUAAUGCAACACUCUGGGCUUCCGGCGGUUUCAGGCUCGGGUGACGUCUUGAACAACUUGUCUGUGGAACCCCGACGUGGAUAGUGCACUUUGGUAAGUUUGGCAGUUUGAGAGCAAUGGGUAUUACCCUGAAUGUAGCGAUAUGGAUGGUAGCUCAUGCAGCAUGAGUCCAAACAGCCUGAAGGUUAAGCUCCGCCCCCCAGGGCAAUUUUUUCAUCCGAUUCUAAAUCUAAAAUAAACAAAUACAUCUCAAAGAAAAAGAUCACAAUGGAAACUUUUCACUCGGCUGUACAUCUGAUCAGAGAAUUAGACUUCAUGGCUUCCCUGGAUGGAAAAGAUGCUUAUCUCUACAACUGCAUAGCAAUUCAGAGCAGAAGGUUAAGAUUUGCCAUAAGAAGAAAAAAUGAUUCUACAUUUUGAAUUCAGAGCAUUGCCUUGAGCCUCAUCUUCUCCAAGGAUAUUCACCAAGAUUCUUUGUCCUUACAGGUGCGCCAAGAGAGAAGGAUAUACACAUAGCUUUGUACCUAGACAAUUGGGUGCGAAUUGCAACAUCUACAGACCAUCUAAACAGAAAUAUUGUAGUAGUUUCUUCUAUCCUGGAUCAGCAGCAAAGAAAAAUUACAACUUACUUGGACCCCAAAAAUUAUGUUCAUGGAUAUCAUCAUAGAUUCCCUACAGAUGAAACUUCUUCUGCCCUCUUCUUUCUCAAUUGAACUUCACGCAAAUCUUCUAAAGGUAUGGGACAAGAAACUUUUUAAAUUGUUUUUUUUUUUUUAUUUAGGCUCAAGCAUUCAAAUUUGGCACUCAACAAAAGUUCAGCUCCUUUGGUAAGCUAGGGGAAGAUUUUUUGGCUUCUGGAGUAUCUUUUAGAGAGAAUGUAUCAUCUUGUCACCACAGAUGCUUCAAAUCCAUAUUGGGGGCACAUUAUAUAGACCUUUCGAGAAGAAAUCUUUGGAUUCUUCCAAAAUUUCAGACACUGGAACAUCAACCUACAGACAAAACCUUUUGGAAACUUGCAAACUGACAGCAUGGUUUAUAAAGAGAAAUCUUAAAAUCACAUGGCUUUGAUCAAAAGGUUAUAGAGCCAAGUAGUCUUGAAGCUCUGGAGAAUUUUUUUUUGUGUGAUUAUUUCAAAAUAUUAACCCUUUACAUGCCUCCUUUUAAAAUAUUUUGAGAUUUGCAGUUAGGCUUUGCUAAGGGCCUUAAGCCAGCCUCCAUUAAAGGAAAAUGUCAGCCAUCGGUUUGACUAAAGAAUUUAGCUUCCCAUCCCUUGUUGAUCAAAUUUGUUAAAGCUAUCAAUGAGGGAACACAUUGCUUCAUGGGAUUUAAAUUUAGUUUUGUCAGCAUUUAUGGCUGAGCUUUUUGAACCAAUGAGAGAUAUAUUGUUACACACGCAGCCUUUAAAGACUUUUUAUUUAUUUUUUUCUUCUGGUGACUAACAUAUUGUAGAACUAAAUUCAGUGGGAGCUAAAUCUCCUUCUCUUGUGUUUACACAGAUAAAGUUGUACUUGGAAUCCUACCUUUUUUUUCAGGCCAAAGGUUUCUUUUUCAGCUAAUAUGCAACAAAUUAUCCAGCCUAUGUUUUGUGAAAAUGCUGUUCAUUCACAAGAAAACGUUCUUCAUAAAUUAACUGUGAACAAUACUCUACAAAUUUUAUUUAGAAAGAACUUACUUAUUCAGAAAAUCUGUGCAUAACUUACUUUUUCAAGGUAUAAAUAAAGUGCAGCCUCCAAUGCUACUAUAUCAAGAUGGAUAAAAAAAAAGUUUAAAACCUUAUCUGGUUUAUGGAGCGAAUCCUCCCCUCUGCAUUAAAGUGCACUCCACAAAAGUUAUAUCUACGUCAUGGGCUUCUCACAUGUCAGCAAUUCACAUUUGUAAAGCAGCGACAUGGUCUUCAUUACAUGUUUCCUAAAGACUACUAAACACAUCCUUGCUUGUGAAAAUGCUUAAUUUUGUCAAAAAAGAACACCCUUCCUAUGUCUCUGCUGUAGUACUGCUGCUGGCUGGAAAACCAGAAUGUCUUACAUUCCAUUUGCCAUAGAUAUGUGCAACUUUCCCUCCCUAUAUUAAUAAAUUUUGUAUACAGUUGUGACUUUUUUUUUACUGCAGUUCUAUGUUGUGGCUCUGGCUUUAUACCCAAUAGAGGAGUAUAUGGUGGUAUUUAGCACAUAUAAAGUUUUAGACUUAGGCUGCCUGUCUCAGAAGGAUUAUGCAAGGAAAAAAGGUCUCCUGCUGUAUUACGGCCGUGAUCCUAUGUAGAAUGUAAUUUACGGUGGAUAAAUUCUGUUUUUGCUACUCCACUUCUGAUGUAUAUUUUGUUUUGCUUUUUAGAUUUGGGACUUUAUGAUGAAGCUUUGAAAGUAAUCCACGACUUUCCACAGUUCUACCCGUUUUGAGGAAUUUAACAAUAUUUGUUUCAAGAUAACUGUACAUUUUUGCUUUUCCUAGUAAAAUAUUUAUAAACUUUACACGUGUGACCUUAUACUAGACUAAAAGUUGUAACCAAAAAAAUACAAGCACAACAGAGAACACGAGACCUGCUUGUGCAGCUGUUUAACAUUCAUUGCUGGGGAAAAACUAGGAAGUGUUUGGAAGUGUUCUAUUUAUUUUACACAAUAAAAAGUGUAGAAUUAAAGGUGCUCUCCAGUCUAGAAUCCCACCCAGUUUUUAAAAUUGUUAUAUACAUUGUACAAAUAAGGGAUAGGCAAGCUUUUUAACACGGUUUCAAAACUCUUUGACGUCCCUUGGCAUGCCUUUUUUUUUUUUUUUCUUCAUGGAAGUUGAUAUUCUAUUUGGAUAUAGGCUAGUAUAUUGUGUAAAAUAAGUUGACUGUUCAUUACAUGUGGGCUGUUUGUGGCGGCCAGCUUCUUCUGCAACUCUAGCUGCUUGGGUGGCAGUAUUACUGAAAUUCGUAAAUAAAGGACUGCCCUUCAGCACCUGCUGUACAGUUGGCACUGGGAGUUAUCUGGAAAAAGUCCUACUUGAACCUCUGCUAGGGCAGCUCCAGAGGAGAUCCUCAGCUUGCUUACCCCUGCUAUAAAUCAUACCUUUAACACAUGCAAUCCAAAGUAAGAUUAAAACCAAUAAUACAGAUUUAUUGCAGAUGUAGGAUGUUUACAUUUUCUGUAGUUGGUAAUAUCCAGCUGAGUGGCAUUGGCCUGUUGGGAUGCUCUUCCCCCUGCCCCUCCCAAAAAAAUUAAAUCCUGCAUAUUAGUUUGAGAACUCUUACAGUGCACAACAGUAUUGCAUGUAUGCAGUGAUUUUUACAUUGGAGUGAACAAGUUACACUACCUACCCACCAUGAGUAUGAGACUACCAUUCACACUAAAGCUGGCUCAUAAGCAUAGUGCAAAUAUUAACUUAAUUCCAAGUUAUCCAAAUGUUUUAGAUGAUCAAUCGUUGCUUUUAUAGCAGGUCUUUACCAUUGUUAAUUAAAUGCAGCAAAUAUGGAAAAUGUUACAGUGUACAUAACUGCACCAUAUACCAAUGUGAAUUAUUCCGCUCUCCCUUGUUGUAUUAUGUAAAAUGUGUUAUCUAAUUCUCAUUCUUCACAUUUUCUGUUUCCAUCAAAGAUGGAAGAAUAAAAAAAAAUAUAAACUUUCCAUAGCCAUGCAGCUAUACUACCAACUCCUUACAGUCUAAACAUUGACAAAAGGGACCAUUUCUUCUGAUGUCAUUGCUAACAAUAGUAAGAGUCCAAAGAAGAAAUGAUAAAUCGGAACAAUCAAGCUAUUUUGAUUGAACAGUGCCUUUUCUGACUUCAGUUAUAAGUUGUCAAUCAUGUUGCCCCAAUAUCUUAGGGGAUGUUUUGUGGCUAUUUAAGCAGGUUUAUAUGGUUAAGGAACUUAGAAUGACUCUAAAAUCAUGUGUCUCUUGGUAUAUGGUUUUAUAAAUGAAGGUGCGUUUGAAUACAUUUUGAUUUAGAAGUUUAUAUUAGACUGUACAGAUAGUUAUCACUUGGUUCAUCCCUGCUAGUCUGGUUAAUUCAGUUCAUUAUAGCUAGAGUUUACCCAUUUCACAUGCAUAUACUGAACCAAAUUUGAAAGCACUUGCAGCAAAUAGCGGAGGGGAUUAAAAACAAACGCUUUAACUUAGCUGGUGCAUGCAGCAAGUGCUCAGGCUUUCGCUAUGCACGGGAUAAUUGUUAUUCACAGCAAAAUUAGUUGAAAGGGCAGAUUCACGUGAACACAAAUGUAUAAAAAGGUAAAAGAAAUAGUAACUUUAAUUUUCCCACCUCUGAUACUCUUGCCCCUGAGGCUGUACUACAACCAUUCAAGAAUAUACCAUGUGUAGUGUUUGUCUAGAACAUUGUCACUCAACUAAGUGCCCCCUGACACUUUGUCAGCAGUCUGGCUGUAAAUAUUAUGGGAAAUGUAGUCCACAACAUCUGGAAUGUUGACAGUUGCCUACCCCUGUUCUAGAAGAAUAAACUGGAGUGAUGUACUAGAGGAGCGUGGGGGCUUUCAUUUAAGUAUAAUAUAGGAACUAUGCAUGUUAAAAAGGAAACUUUAUUCAUAUAACCUUGCACGUCUUAUUUUGAAAUGUACACAUUUCAAAUAACUUCAGUGCAUUUCCUGAUUUACCCUUGUGUUGUAGUAAUACUUAAUCUGACUUUAUCAAAAACACAGAAUAUCUGACAAACACAGAAUUUCCAAAUGGCACUAUGGCAUGGUUACAGAACUUUGCAUUGUACAAGCAGAUACAUCUGACUAAAGAAGAGUAAGAACAUUCCGAACCAUAGAUAAAGGAUAAGCAAGAAUAAACAUUUCUAUAUUCAUUCCAAAACAUGGGAUAUUAUAUACAAUUGUUUUCAGGGAGGGUGUGCUCAAAAACCACUGUACAUAUUAGGAAGGACAGUGCAUGCAUGUUUUAUAGAAUGAAAAUAGCCAAUAAAGCACAGACAGACAUUUAACAGCCUUUAUUCUUGCCAUUUUCAUACGCCCUCCUCCCCCAGUGGGAGGGGAUAUUGUUACAAUUGGCAACUUUAUUAAUUACUUAACUAGUUCCACCUCCUCAAAUUACACACAAGGAGCCAAAUUUUCUAAAAACCAUCAUUAUUGGGCCAGAUAGAUAUGUAUAAAUAGAAAGACAAACACCAUAAUGGUAUAACGACAUGGAAAACACACUUUGUAUUCACUGGCCAAACAAUUGACAUGUUAAGCUUGUUUACUGUACCACUACACAUAUGACUCAAAUGGGUAUAGAUAUUUUUGAACUACAUAGGUCAUGUCUUUUGAAGCAAUGUUUCAAGUACAAGCGUGCCAUGGAUGUGAGCCAUGUGUAGAUUCAUAUGGAUAUUAUAAGCACCAACACCACUUUAGCUUAAUGAAAAUAUUUUGGUGUAUAGGUCAUGUCCCUGCAGUCUCAAAGCUAUGACUUUACAAGGUCUUUAAAUUCUGCUGUUUAUUGAACUUUAAAUCGCACACACAAGGGUCUAGCAGGCUAUUAAGAGCAGGAGACAAGUGUAAAAACUGCCAUAAAAGGAAGUUUCAAAAAGAGCAGCGCAGUGUGAGUAGGGCUGGUACGUGGAUUUAACCCCAAAAUAGAACAGAGCAGUGAAACUGUAGGGUUAUUACCGAUACAUCAAAAGCACUAUAUUAAGCUGAAGUUGUUUUGGUCCUUAGAGUCUUCUUUUAAUCACAUACUUCUUUUUAAGAGAAGUGGACAAUAUGUCUGAAAGAGCAAACUGUUCCACACUCUACUCAUGCCGUCCUAACACUUUCAGAACAAGACAUUUCAGCCACAGGUUUUAUUAAAGUGUCCAUUGUCAAAAAUAAAUAGUUAAAUGAGAUUUGGGUGGAGGAUCUCCAAUUUGGCUACAACUGACAACUAAUAUUUUUUUUCAAUACAUUCCACUUCACUGUCUAGUAAAGAAACUUUAAUGCUCAUCACAUCCAUAAAUGGUGUGCACAUGAGGACUGGUCCUUAACCCAGGUCAACUUAAAAGUGGGUUACAUAUUAAGGCACUGCUUAGAGAGGAGAGAGAAAAAAAAACAAAAAACCCACUAAAGCUGUAAAGGACAGCAUAACAAAGCAGUUUCAGUGUACAGAUCAUGCCUCUGCAGUCUCACUGCUUAAUUCUUCACCAUUUAGAUGUUCAAAUCACUUUUGGUUUGGUUUAUGGAACCAUAGUCACACCUCCCCUGGCUGUGACUCACAUUCAUUCAGAUGUUAAUUUACUUUAGAUGUUUGUAUCUCCUGCUCGGUAAAUUGAACUUGACACACAAGGCCCCUUGAAGGGUCUAGCAGGCCAUUAGAGCAGGAAAUAAGGCAUUCUAGAUUAAACAGACUGGGCAAUACAGGAACCUAAAAUAUCUAGGUUCUUUUUCAGGAAGUGUUUAGAAAGGCUAUGUAAGUCAUGCAGGGAGGUGUGACUAGGGCUGUAUAAAUAAAGUGAUGCAACUCCUAAAUUGCAGAGAAGUUAGCAGUGAAUCUGCAUUGGAAUGUUCUAUAUGCCAAUAGCUGAUUCCUUAAGCUAAACUUUUUUUGGUACUUAGUGUCUUUUUAAAGGACUACUCCAAGCACCUUAAAAGCUCCCGAGUGGCCAGUGAGAUCCAGGUAAGUUAUCAAACUGGUCUUAAACAGUUUAUCCACUUACUCUGGUAGGGUGCCAGCGCACUCCUUAACCUCUACAGCGGCUGUAGUUGGUUAUGGUGCUUGAAAAGUUCCCUUUAAUCAUCUAGGAAUUGUUAUAUGGAAAAAUAAAAUCACAAGCUCUAGCGAACUAGAUUGUAGUUAAAAAUUUAACUUUUUUCCUAAAACUUAAGCAUCCAAGCAUUCUCCUGAACGUAUGUUAAUUUGAGUGAGUACAACUCACGUUUUCCUCCUUUACAAACAAAACCAAUUCCAUAUAACCUUUUCACAUGUGUUAUACACAUUGCAUUUAUCUGCAUAACUUUACAAGUCAUGGUUUAAUCCAGAUGUGGCCUGCAUUUCUCCUCAUAUUUUCCCCAACAUUAAGGGAGCUGUAGUCCAACAUCUGGAGUGCUGAUGGUUGCUUACCACUUGUUUAAUGUAUGAACUCCAUAGUGUUCACACGUAUGUAAACUGUUAAAUGACAAAGUAAUUGCAAAUCCUGUGUAAAAUAGCCAAGCUGUAAAUGUUUGUUUGGAUCCUUUGAUUUAACCCCUUAAUGACAACUUCUGGAAUAAAAGGGAAUCAUGACAAUAUUUCCGUCAUGUGUCCUUAAGGGGUUAAAGAUUAUAUUUCCCUUGUCUGUUCGGUUUCCAGUUUAGUGAACAAAAAAACUAUUUACCUCGCUAUAUAUUCAGGUUCAGUGUAUUUAUGUGAGAUGUGUAGAAAGGAUAUACAAGGCUAAAAACCUAUCAAUUCGCACUGAGAAAGUUGGCAAAAAAAAAACCCCAUAGAAUAUCUGAUCACAAGACGCAGAGUGCCAAACCGUUUUUUUUUUUUAGUGUACAAAAUCUUAGCUUUCUUUCAGAUUUGCAGUUUACAAGUUCAAGCAGAUGAAUGUUCGUUUUAUGGAUGGAUUGUCUCUGCUGGGACCAAAUUUCCAGUUGUGUCUAGCUGCAUACAUUUACAAGAGCAUGCGGAUACUGGGCACUCUGUAUGGUCCCUGUAAAACAAAUACCCAGAACAAAAGUAUUUCAUUUUGAUUAAACUAUAUUACAAAAGAUAAAGACAUUUUAACAGAAACUUCAACCAACUUUUUAAUUUUAUUUCUACCCUCCCAAGGUC